Messenger RNA from Scleropages formosus (Asian bonytongue), 2037 nucleotides. It is a transcript of the gene stk32a, whose product is annotated as serine/threonine kinase 32A. The transcript has 13 exons. Lineage: Eukaryota; Metazoa; Chordata; Actinopteri; Osteoglossiformes; Osteoglossidae. The record is from RefSeq and is a predicted model, not a curated record. Gene Ontology annotation, biological process: G protein-coupled receptor signaling pathway; protein phosphorylation; regulation of signal transduction. The coding region runs from base 285 to 1490 and encodes 401 amino acids. Gene Ontology annotation, molecular function: ATP binding; G protein-coupled receptor binding; G protein-coupled receptor kinase activity.
CGCAACAAGGAGAAGAAAACGUGGUAAACGCGGUCGGACCACCGAGACACCGCGAGGGAGUCAGGGACGAGGACGAGGACGAGGAGGAGUCGGCAGCGCGCGCGCAGAAACGCGGGAGACGAGUUCUUGAAACGAAUUGCUUGCACGAGGGAGCUGACCUCCGCAAGGUUGGAUCCCGCUGACACCUGGAAGUGCUGCGGACCCCCCCCCCCCAGCUGAUGUCUCCUCUUCCUUGAAAUGAUUCCAAGCUGAACUGAAGAUCGCAAGCUUCGCAGUGGGAAGACAUGGGUCUCGGACAGUCGAGCAAGUCACCUGUGACCGAGGACACGGAAGAGGUCAACUUUGACCAUUUCCAGAUCCUAAGAGCAAUUGGGAAGGGCAGUUUCGGCAAGGUCUGCAUCGUACAGAAAAAAGACACAAAGAAAAUGUAUGCCAUGAAGUACAUGAACAAGCUGAAGUGUGUGGAACGCAACGAGGUCCGCAACGUCUUCAAAGAAUUGCAGAUCAUGCAGAACCUGGAGCACCCCUUCUUGGUGAACUUCUGGUACUCCUUCCAGGACGAAGAGGACAUGUUCAUGGUGGUGGACCUGCUCCUGGGGGGUGACCUUCGCUACCACCUGCAGCAGAACGUGCACUUCUCAGAGAGCACCGUGAAACUGUACAUCUGUGAGAUUGCACUCGCCCUGCAUUACCUGCGCAGCAAACACAUUAUCCACAGAGAUAUUAAACCAGACAACAUUCUUUUGGAUGAACACGGACAUGCCCAUCUGACGGACUUCAACAUCGCUGCGGUUGUGAAAGACGAUCUAAAGGCCACCUCCAUUGCGGGGACGAAGCCCUACAUGGCACCUGAGCUCUUCCAGCCUUUCGAAGGGACGCACCCUGGCUACUCCUUCUCGGUGGACUGGUGGUCCCUUGGCAUCACCUCCUAUGAGCUCCUGCGAGGGCAGAGGCCCUACGUCAUGCGCUCCAGCAUGCCGGCCAACGAGAUCUUGCAAGGCUUCCAUAGCCUCCCCAUCAGCUACCCCGCAGCCUGGUCCCCAGGGAUGAAGUGUCUCGUGAGAAAGCUGUUGUGCAUCGACGUGGAGAGGCGUCUCUCGAGCCUGUCCGAACUUCAAGACCUGGAUUGCAUGUCUGAUGCGAACUGGGAUGCUGUGCUGAGCAAACAGAUCACCCCAGGAUUCAUCCCUAAUAGGCGCCGGCUGAAUUGCGACCCCACAUUUGAGCUGGAAGAGAUGAUUCUGGAGUCCAAGCCUCUGCACAAGAAGAAGAAAAGGUUGGCGAGGAGAACCCGGGAGCCCAGCUCUGACAGCUCCCCUCAGAACGGACAGCUUCGGCAACGCCUGCAGAACAUCCAGAGGGAUUUCAUCGUCUUCAACAGAGAGAAGUUAAGAACGGCCAAGGAGGACGUUGUCGGCAAAGAGACGUGCAAGGACACCGAAGACGGACGAAACAAUAACGUGGUUCCCGCGACCUACAAAUCGGGAUAGGAGAGCGUUCCCAGGCGGACUCCCGUGACGGCCGGGGUGACACGGGGUAUAAAGUGCGUCGGGGGCCGGACACCAGAAGCGUGACCCUGCAGACCCGGAGCUGGGACACCAUCGCCGGUCUGUCCUGCAGUUGCGUUCAUGCUGGGCCUGUCCUCAGACUCUGAGGACGGCGCGAUCAGUGUGCGGAAGGGACUCAGGAAUGUAUUCUUGGCCUUUAAUACAAUAUGUCGUUUUAAAUAUUUACCGUCAACCCUCCCUCACGGGAAAACAAAUGAUGGGUAGUUGGCACAGCGUGUGUUUACGUGGCUCUGCGUUUCUGUGGCUGUGCACCAACUCCCAUUUCCAAGUCCCGAACCCCACCCCUCAAGCCAGCUCGCCAGAUCCACGAGGCACUUUUAAAGUCAUCUGCACACAGUCCGUUAUGUUUGCACCACCCCAGACUUCAAUAUUAAAACAAAACCACCGCAGCAAAGUACAUGAACAAGUGCCCAGAUCGGGGGUUAUUAAUACAUUUACUUAUUUAGCAGAUGCUUUUCUCCAAAGCGAC